AAUACCCCUGCUCACAUGCACACACAGACUCGCUGCACAUGCAUCGAGUGGAACAGAUCCACAGUGCUGCACAGUAGUGAGGCCACAGUGUGUGAUUGAGAGAGGGGGGUUGGAGAGAGAGAGAGAGAGAGAGAGAGAGAGAGAGAGAGAGAGAGAGAGCAUUUACUCUCUCUCUCUCUUGCCAACUUAAGGAAAGCAGCAGUGUGGUGAAGUUGCAUGAAGCGUGUGGUUCCAACUGAGAACUUUCUUAUCAGACCAUGGAAGCCAAGAAGUGGAGGUAGAAGAACAAGAAAUAGAAGAGAGGGGAAAUAAACAUCUCUGCUGGCUGAACAGGAGACCAGAGUUUCAUCUGAGGGAUUACAGGACUCUUCCUAUAUGUGUUCGUCUCAUGGUGAUAUCCUACAUGAUCGUCUCUCGUUGACAGGAGCCUCUUCGUGUCUUGGAUUUCCCAGGGACCAAAGUUUGUUUUCUGAGCAGACUGUGUGAAUGAAGUGUGUGGAAGCAGAAAACAUGUCAAACAGACGUUUCAGUCACCUGUUGAGGGGAGUCUGGUUGCUGUGGCUGUGGCAAGCUGUGCUCGUGGCUGGAACUGGGAGUAAACUAUGGGAGGUGCCUACAGACUCCUUCACUUCCUCCUCGAACCUCAGUGAACUUCUGCAGUGGGAGCAUGACUGCCAGUACCGCCACCUACAGGACAGAGUGAGAAUCACAGCAGACAUCCCCCCAAGACUCGAUGGAACAUGGGUGUCAUCAAGGUGUGAAGUUCGGCCCGGUCCAGAGUUCCUCUCCCGCUCCUACACCUUCCACCCCAGCCGUCACUUCCAGGCCCUGCAGCACUACUACACAGACAGCAGCUGUGGUGAUCCAGCAUACUCCCUGAUGAUCAGGGGGAAGCUCCGUCUGCGCCAGGCUUCCUGGAUCACCCGUGGGGCCACCGAAGCUGAACACCACCUCAGCAAGGUGGGCAUUGUGGUCCACAGCCUGGCAGCCAAGCAGAGGCUGGCUUCCAGGCUGCCUGCGACCUGUGUUGGUCUGACCCUGGGUCGAGUGGUGCCGGGGAAGCUGUAUGAGCUGUACAACACCCGGGCAGGGAGGGCAUGUCUUGCUGCCCUGGGCUUCUCCAUGAUGGAGAUGGGCCUGAUACGGGUGGAGUCACAGCACCACAGCAAUGGAGGGAAAGUGCAGGAGCUGUUCUUAGGGGACAUUCACACUGACUGGACACAAAGGACUCACUACAGACCUACAGGGUACCAACAGCCACUGCAGAAUGCCAUGCAUCAUAUCCACCCCUGCCCCAUGUGCGCCCUGGUGUACCGCUCCUCUGAGCAGCGUCCUCCGGUGUUGCCCCGCACCCCGGCAGUUCCAUUGUCUCUGGCUGGCCGCUGGGUCAGCCAGCGCUGUGAAACUCGUCCUAACAUCCUCUUCCUCACCCGGGAUUUCACCUUUGAUCCUAACCAGCAUGCAUGGGAGGGCAUCUACCGACACUACUCGGACCCUGUCUGCUCUCAGCCCACUUUCAUCCUGAGAGCUUCGGGCCACUACGCUCAGGGAAACCCCUCCGCUAAGAUCUCAGGAGCCACUGAGUUUGUCUUCAAGGUCACCCAGGUGAGAGUCACAGCUGCAGAAGAGUCCACAGCAAAGUUGCUGAAUGGGUCAAAGCCAGGAAAGUGUGGUCGCCCAGGAGGCUGGGAGGUUGGUGUGGAGCAGGACUUGACCCCCACGGAUGGGUGCACACUGCUCGGCAUCAAGUUGCCACAUAAGGAAUACGAGCUCUUCAAGAUUGAGCUGGACCACAGGAAACACCCAAUGCUGUUCAUAGGCGAGAGGCCAACUGACGGGUCCAGUCCAGACCGACCGCAGAGGAGGCCCACUUCCUUUCAGGCUCCCAUGGUGCUUUGCAGUGGGGGGGAGACACAGUCUUUGCAUCGCUAUAGCUCAGGUUUUAACAGUAAGCAAGUUCAGCUAGCAGCCAGUGGGACAGAGAGACCGGCACAGCUGGUGUUACUGGUGCUGGGGUCUGUGCUGUACAGCUGGUUCUGUGUUUUUUAAAGACAUUGUCCACAAAUCAAGCCUGUUACACAGCUGAAGUCAUUGAUGGACAUUAUUUUAUGGCAGCUUUCUUUCACUCUUCCUCCAUAUGAUGAUGACCACACAUGUGAUGGUCAAGAAAGUCAUGAGACACUCAGGAGAGCUGAGCAUUUUUUAAUAUCUGGUUUUUAGUCGCUGCCCUUUCACUUUAAUGACUCUUAACUUCAGCCACAUUUCUACCUAAAACUAAUGUGUAUAUAAACCCCAAAUAUAUACAAGUGCCAUCAUUUCAGUAUGUAAAAAGUAUAUUCUUUUAAACUCUGCUCCUUUUCUAUUAUGAUCACAUGUUCUCUCUUCACAGAUCAAUUUCUUUUUUCAUAUUUUUGGGUAAAUGCAGUUUUCUUUCCACGCUGUUACAACAAAUCAGAUCACAGUGCUGAAAUGUAGGUCAGUUAUUUCCACAUCAAAAUGUAAGCCAUCGUUAUUCCAUUAGACUUCACACAAAAGCUCUUUUUUGGAUCCACGAAGCAGUAUAACUAUAAUGCACUUUGUACAGAACAUUGUUCAACAUAACGGACAGAAGAAAGGCUGGAAAAAAGAACAUUUUGUAAUCACCACUCUAACAGCAGCCAUCUUCAUUUGCCUGAUGCCUCUGUGGUGUGAAAUGUUGCUCUUUCUCUAUUCAAGUAUUUGUCUGCUUUUUCCGUCGGCAGUCAAUCAAAACAAAUCAAUUGAAUAUUUAUUUUAACCCUUUGAACUGUAUUUUUUUAUAAGGGGAAGAAUUUUUGUCUAACAUUUUAGUGAGUUUCAUCAUUUAAGAAGUGAUAAUUUUCUAUGUGUAUUAAAAAUGGCUUUUCAUAACA
This is a messenger RNA of Scatophagus argus, 2891 nucleotides long. It is a transcript of the gene apcdd1l, whose product is annotated as adenomatosis polyposis coli down-regulated 1-like. Gene Ontology annotation, molecular function: Wnt-protein binding. Gene Ontology annotation, biological process: negative regulation of Wnt signaling pathway. Bases 487 to 2049 code for a protein of 520 amino acids. The record is from RefSeq and is a predicted model, not a curated record. Gene Ontology annotation, cellular component: plasma membrane. The transcript has 4 exons. NCBI's taxonomy places the organism in Eukaryota, Metazoa, Chordata, Actinopteri, Scatophagidae.